CACGAGGAGUAACAAAGUGAACACAUGGAAAAGCAAAAGACUGACCGAACUGUCCGUUCUCUGCCCAUGUAGGACUCGUUUUUUUUCUGAGAUUUGGGGAUGCUUCAAAUCAGAAGCUUCCCCUGUGACAGACCUGUCUGAGCUCCGCUGAACACUGCUGAACAUGACCCAGCCCAAUGUGAGCCUGGUGACUGCCAACCUCAGCGGGGCCUGGGCCAGGGCCGGAAGCGACGACCUAGGGUAUGGAGCAGGGAACUUCUAUCGUCCGUUCUCAGUGUUCAGCGUGCUAACUCUCACCCUGCUAGCCAUGCUGGUGGUGGCUACCUUCGUGUGGAACCUCCUAGUUCUCCUCACCAUCCUGAGGGUGCGUACCUUCCACCGCGUGCCCCACAACCUGGUGGCCUCCAUGGCCAUCUCGGACGUGAUGGUGGCCGCCCUGGUCAUGCCCCUGAGCCUGGUGCACGAGCUCAACGGGAGGCUGUGGAAGCUGGGCCGCGUGCUCUGCCAGGUAUGGAUCUCCUUCGACGUGCUCUGCUGCACGGCCAGCAUCUGGAACGUGACGGCCAUCGCCCUGGACCGCUACUGGUCCAUCACCAGACACUUGGAGUACACGCUCAAGACCCGCAAGAGGAUCUCCAAUGUGAUGAUUGCUCUUACCUGGCUGUUGUCCUCCGUCAUCUCCCUGUCGCCGCUGUUCGGCUGGGGGGAGACCUACUCGGAGGAGGGCAUGGAGUGCCAGGUGAGCCAGGAGCCCUCCUACACUAUCUUCUCCACCUUCGGAGCGUUCUACCUGCCGCUGUGCGUGGUGCUCUUCGUCUACUGGAAGAUCUACAAGGCUGCCAAGUUCCGUAUCGGCUCGUGCAAAACCAACACCAUCACGCCUAUGGCUGAGGUGAUUGAGGUGAAGGAAACGUCGCGGCAGCCCCAGAUGGUGUUCACAGUGCGCCACGCCACUGUGACCUUCCAGACGGACGGCGACACGUGGCGCGAGCAGAAGGAGAAGAAGGCGGCGCUGAUGGUGGGCAUCCUGAUUGGCGUCUUCGUCCUCUGCUGGAUCCCCUUCUUCCUCACGGAGCUCAUCAUCCCGCUGUGCCACUGUGACAUCCCGCCCAUCUGGAAGAGCAUCUUCCUGUGGCUGGGCUACUCCAACUCCUUCUUCAACCCGCUUAUCUACACCGCCUUUAACAAGAACUACAACAACGCCCUGAGGAACCUGUUCUCCCGUCAACGCUGAGGCUGAGGGCUAAAGGGUGAGGGCUAAAGGGUGAGGGCUAAAGGGUGAGGGCUAAAGGGUGAGGGCUAAAGGGUGAGGGCUAAAGGGUGAGGGCUAAAGGGUGAGGGCUAAAGGGUGAGGGCUAAAGGGUGAGGGCUAAAAGAGAAUGAGGGCUAAAGGGUGAGGGCUAAAGGGUGAGGGCUAAAGGGUGAGGGCUAAAAGAGAAUGAGGGCUAAAGGACAAAACAGAUCAUGCCAAAUAGAGGUUAAAAUCAACGGGUGGCCGUUCAAUUGUCUCUGACCACAGAACAUUGGCCAUCAUUUUCUGUUCAUUUAAAACUAAGGCUGAGGCUGGGGAUAAGGCAGAGGCGGAGAAUGGGGCAGUCUUGAAAAAAACACACCAUCACAUGAUCAAAUUGAUGUCACAGGAAUGGUGUUGAGGGGGGUAACUUUCCUUAGAUACACCAUAGACUGAAAACAAAAUAAAUAUGGUUAUCUCAUAAACCAUAAUACUCAACUACAAACCAUGGCCAGCUAGCACAUUUGGUUCCUUGGAAGUUGUGGGAACGUACAUUUUUGUUUCCCCAUUGGUUCUGGGAAUGAAGCCAUACGUUUCCUGACUGUUAAAACUGAAUGUUUUUUAAACGUUCUGAGAAUGGAAGUGAAAAUUUCACCUGUUCUGGGAACUUACAUUUUUAGGUUGCAGAGAGGUUCUGAGAACAUUUGUCUAUUGUUCCCUGAAUGUUAAAUAACACUGCUAGUUUAACUCCAAACACAGAUAGAACAUUAUUUGCGCAGGCAUUAAUCAUGCAAACACAUUUCUUUCUUCUUGUGGCAUGAUGUCAGUCAGAUUCAAACCUAUGAUCUUCUGCUCUCUAUCCAUGGAAUUAGUCCACUGCAUCACCAGGAUGGAACUAGCUAUUCAUUUAAACAGACCGUAUUUCAAAGGAAACAAGCCCUUAUUAAGAUCAGGUGUGGCCAAUUAGUAGGUGCGGCCAACAAAUCUGAACAGACUUAACAAGAUUUUUGUUGAUUGUGAGACCGGGAAUGUAUAUGUUUUAAAUAACAUUGUUAGAACGUUCUGGGAAUGUUACUAACGUUUUCUUGUGUUUUUGUUAUGGAAAGCUUUCUUAAUGUUCUGAGAACAUGACUUUAAGUAGAAUCAUGAGGAAACCUGUAGAAAACAUUACGCUGAAGUACUGACAUGUCCACAGAAGAACAUAGUUUCUUAAAGUUAUCUGAAUGUUCUGAGAACAUGACUUUUAAUAGAACCAUGAGGAAACCUGUAGGAAGCGUUAUGGGAAGGUUGUAUGCAAAAUAACUAUAGGAGAACCACGCUCUCACCAAGCUCUAAGAAACAUAUGGUUCUCAGAACGUUAUGUGCUAGCUGGGUAUAUAAUCAACAAACCGUGGACUACAUUGUAAAAUAUGUAGUAGAUAACAGACUAGGAACCACAUUACAAUCCGUGGAUUUGACAACCAUCUAUUCACUCCGUAGAUUUUUAACAACUAUUGAUUUUCUCUGUGAAUAAAACCGAUUGUGGUCCACAAACUGAAGUCAUCAAGCAUUAUUGUGAUCAUCUUGUAACUGACAUACACCAUAUUGAGAAAGUACAGUUUUAGAUUGCUGUGUCCAAAUAAGAUAAUACUGUAUCAAAAUGAAAUAAACGGAUC
Oncorhynchus keta (chum salmon) is the source of this 2886-nucleotide messenger RNA. RefSeq names its product 5-hydroxytryptamine receptor 5A-like. Gene Ontology annotation, biological process: adenylate cyclase-activating adrenergic receptor signaling pathway. The record is from RefSeq and is a predicted model, not a curated record. The transcript is spliced from 3 exons. Gene Ontology annotation, molecular function: G protein-coupled serotonin receptor activity. Lineage: Eukaryota; Metazoa; Chordata; Actinopteri; Salmoniformes; Salmonidae. Gene Ontology annotation, cellular component: plasma membrane. Bases 164 to 1234 code for a protein of 356 amino acids.